AUGCGGGAUCUAAAGAAGAGAGAUAAGAAAAUGGAAAUGUGUUGGAAGGGGCUGCCAGGACGACAGGAGAAAUUCAUGCUCAUCAUCUUUUACCUUCAUUUGUGGUGCAGGCCUAUAGCUGAAGCAAUUCAUCCGGACUGCGCCAUCAUCUCUCAGCACCGGAGGGCUGAGGAGGUUUGUAGCCAGACGAGGAGGAGCGAAGCGCAAAACCAGACUGACCACAGCGGAUGUAACACAGAGUGGGACGACAUUGGAUGCUGGCUGCGAGCUGAAGUUGGGCAAGUGGUUAACGUAUCCUGCUCUGAUGUCUUCCAGCAUCUCUCCAGCAAUCAAGGGUUUGUUUCCAGGAACUGUACUGUUGCUGGCUGGUCAGAAAUGUAUCCAUCCUACGAGGAGGCAUGUGCUUUCCGUGAUGACAGCGAGCCUGACUAUGAGACAAGCUACUUCUCUACGUUAAGACAGGUUUACACUGUAGGCUAUGCCACCUCACUCAUCUCCCUCAUUACAGCCAUAGUGGUGUUUACAGCCUUCAGAAAGUUCCGCUGCACCAGAAACUACAUCCACAUCAACCUAUUCUCCUCCUUCAUCCUGAGAGCCAGCGCUGUUUUCAUUAAAGACACUGUGCUGUUUGCUGAUGAGAACCUGGACCACUGCUUUGUGUCCACGGCAGCGUGCAAGUCAGCUGUGGCUUUCUUCCAGUUCAGCAUCCUGGCCAAUUACUUCUGGUUGCUGGUGGAGGGCAUGUAUCUGCAGACCCUGCUGGCCCUGACCUUCGUCUCUCAGAGGAAAUACUUCUGGUGGUACAUCCUGAUUGGAUGGGGGCUCCCAUCAACAGUUCUUAUACUUUGGGUGUUGACCAGAUUCUUCUAUGAUGACAGCGGCUGCUGGGACGACACAGACAAUACUGGUAUAUGGUGGAUUAUUAAAGGACCAAUGACAGCCUCGCUGCUGGUCAACAUUGUCAUCUUCAUCAACGUGAUCCGGAUUUUGGUUCAAAAGCUUAAAUCUUCAGCCAUGGCCGGGAACAAUGACACUGGACAUUUUAUGAGGCUGGCUAAAUCCACCCUGUUCCUCAUCCCUCUGUUUGGGAUGCACUACACAGUAUUUGCCUUCCUGCCAGAGAACACUGGAGUGGCAGCCAGACUCUACAUCGAGCUGGGGCUGGGAUCCUUUCAGGGUUUUGUGGUGGCUCUACUUUACUGUUUCAUGAAUGGAGAGGUCCAAACAGAGCUGCGGAGAUGGUUGUGGAGGUGUCACAAUCAAAAUCCUCUCACCCCAGCCAAGCAAAGUAUCACUCAGAUCACAGUUCGAGCCAGCGGGGGGCGGCCACCUUCCAGUGGCAACAUCUCUUCAGUAUAAUUUUAUGAGACCAUCCAUGAGAGUGUGAGAAUGUCAUGCAAAAUACCAGUGGAAGUUUCAAAGCUCACCCUACUAAUGACAUUAAUUCAACAACCCCUCUGAGAGAGGACCAUAAUGAACACUGGAGAGUGAUUGAAGAAGUGUUGUGUCAAGAUACUUUAUUAUCAGUGUCAGCAGCAACUACGGCCAUUACAGCACACAUUUCAGAGCUUAAUCACAUUGUGGUCUGUCUUCCAUAAUGGUUCAAACCAAAAAAAUACCAAAACCUUAAGGAACUCUGAUACUUGAUUUGUAAAAGGAUGUUAUGAUGACACU
Messenger RNA from Micropterus dolomieu (smallmouth bass), 1674 nucleotides. RefSeq names its product growth hormone releasing hormone receptor a (gene ghrhra). The transcript is spliced from 13 exons. Lineage: Eukaryota; Metazoa; Chordata; Actinopteri; Centrarchiformes; Centrarchidae. The record is from RefSeq and is a predicted model, not a curated record. Gene Ontology annotation, cellular component: plasma membrane. Gene Ontology annotation, biological process: cell surface receptor signaling pathway; adenylate cyclase-modulating G protein-coupled receptor signaling pathway. Gene Ontology annotation, molecular function: peptide hormone binding; G protein-coupled peptide receptor activity. Bases 1 to 1359 code for a protein of 452 amino acids.